AUGGCAGCCAGUCACUAUCUUGACAAGCUGGCCGUCAGCAGCGAGCCGGGUCUCACCAAUGCCCAGCUCAUGUUAACCAACGAUGACUUGCGACCAGUCGAGCCCGAGCGCAGGAAAUGGGGGUCGUGGAAUUUUGUGGCCUUCUGGGUUGCCGAUUCAGCAAACAUUAACACUUGGAUGAUUGCCUCUUCGAUGAUUACCUCUAGCGCAACCGGUACAAUUACGCUGGCAUGGUGGCAAGCUUGGAUUUGCGUCUGGGUCGGGUAUUUUAUUGCGGGCUGUUUAAUUUGUGCCACCGGUCGCAUCGGCGCUCAGUACCAUAUUUCGUUCCCCGUCGUCUCUCGUGCCUCGUUUGGUAUCUGGGGCUCGCUGUGGCCUGUUUUCAAUCGAGCGGCUAUGGCUUGUAUUUGGUAUGGUGUGCAGUCAUGGAUUGGAGGUGAAUGUGUAUCCGUCAUGAUCGAAGCUAUCUGGCCCAGCUAUGCCAACAUUCCCAAUCAUAUCCCCAGCUCGGGAACUACCACUAAAGAUUUUGUGAGCUUUUUUAUAUUCUGGUUCUGCAGUCUUCCAGCAAUCUGGUUCCCUGUCCACAAGAUCCGCCACCUAUUUACAGCAAAAUCUAUCUUCACGCCAAUUGCCAUGAUCGCAUUUUUCGCCUGGUGCAUCCGUCGUGCCAAUGGAAUUGGGCCCAUCAUCCACCAGCCCUCUACUUUGCACGGCAGCGCCCUUGCGUGGGCAGUCAUCAAGGGCAUUAUGUCGUCGAUUGCCAACUUUGCGACACUGAUUGUCAACGAUCCUGAUUUUUCGCGCUUCGCAAAGACUCCCAAGAGUGCAUUGUGGUCCCAGCUCAUUUCUAUCCCUUUCGGAUUCGCCAUUACCUCUUUCAUCGGCAUCAUCGCGUCAUCUUCCUCGACUGUUAUCUUUGGCACUACCAUCUGGAAUCCGCUGGAACUGCUGUCUCAGUUCCUUGUCGGCGCAAGCUCUGGUGAGCGGUUCGGCAUUUUCGUUAUUGCUAGCGGCUUCACGCUGGCCCAACUGGGAACAAAUAUUGCUGCAAACUCGGUUUCUGCUGGCACGGACAUGACGGCACUGCUACCGCGUUUCCUCAACAUCCGUCGUGGAGGGUAUAUUUGCGCGUUGGUUGGAUUGGUCAUGUGUCCGUGGAAUUUGGUGAACACCAGCAACAACUUCACGACAUACCUCUCCGCCUACUCCGUCUUCCUCUCCUCGAUUGCCGCCGUCCUCCUGUGCGACUAUUACGUCGUCCGAAAAGGGAACCUAGAUGUUAAGGAACUCUACAGUGCCCGCAAGCGCUCAACCUACUUUUACACAUACGGCAUCUCCUGGCGAGGAUUCGUUGCCUACAUCUCAGGCAUCUUGAUCAACAUCGUUGGAUUUGCCGGAGCCGUCGGCCGCACCGUACCAAUUGGCGCGCAAUACAUAUACAACGUGAACUAUUUCGCCGGCUUCAUUGUUUCUGCUGUAAUCUACUACGCGCUUUGCCGUCUAUUCCCAAUCCCCGGAAUGAGCAAUACAUGGAGCGAGGUCGACGUCGAUGUCGAUAAUCUCACUGUCGCUUAUGGCCAAGAAGUGUUUGAUGAAGAAGGCCGGAGUAUUCCUGAGUAUGAGGAGGCGUUGAGGGACAACAAAAAGGACAAGAGUAGCGGGUAUGCCACUUUUUAG
Talaromyces proteolyticus is the source of this 1680-nucleotide messenger RNA. RefSeq names its product putative uridine permease Fui1. NCBI's taxonomy places the organism in Eukaryota, Fungi, Ascomycota, Eurotiomycetes, Eurotiales, Trichocomaceae. The record is from RefSeq and is a predicted model, not a curated record. Gene Ontology annotation, cellular component: plasma membrane. Gene Ontology annotation, biological process: transmembrane transport; nucleobase transport. The transcript has 5 exons. Gene Ontology annotation, molecular function: nucleobase transmembrane transporter activity. The coding region runs from base 1 to 1680 and encodes 559 amino acids.